GGAAUAAUUUUAAAUAUAAUACCACUUAUUUUCUCCUAUGUAUUGAGUUUUAUUGUGGAUAUUUUGAUGACAAUAAUUAAUAGUGUCAGUUUUAAUAUAAUUGUAAGUAUUUUGACACAUCCAUUUGAUGUAAUAUUAAGUCUACCUAAAAUAUACAAUUUAUCAAAUAUUUAUGUUAUUACCAAUUUUUCUUAUUGUUUUUCAAUUUUUUCUGCAAUAUGGAUAACAGCAGUUUUAGAAUAUCAUUUUAUAAUUUUUAAUUUUAUUUUCAAUAAAUAUGACUCGAAAGUGCUUACUUCAUUAAAUAAUUUUCCAAUGCACAACCAAUGUUCAUAUCAUGAUGAAUUUUUCGUUGUUAGUUGUAUUUAUAAUUAUUUGAAGGAUAUAAGUUAUAGGAUAAAAGGAAAUAAUAUUGAAAUUACCAAUAUGGAUAAAAAAACUAAAUUAAAGUUAUUAUUAUUUAAAAAACUUAUACUUAUGAAUGCAAGCUUAAAAUAUAAAGAUGAAAUAAAUAUACUAAGUCAUUUAUGUAACCCCAUACAUACAAUAUUAUUUGAAGACAACAAAUUUUGGAAUGCUUAUAUUGAUUCAUGUAUAUUGUGUAUAGAUGAUUUAAUUAGUCAAUUAAAAAAAUAUAUAAAUAUUUUAAAUCAUGAUCAAACUGUAUAUUCAUUUGAAGAAAAGUUAGAAAUCAAAAAUGUUUUAGAAACCAGUCGGAUAAAUAAAUUAAAGGAUACCAUCAUAUUAACUUGUAUUUAUUUAAAAGGAGUUUCACUGUGGUCAAUAGCAAUAAGUAUUAUAUGUAAGAAUGUUAUAGUAUCAGUUAUUAGGAAAUUGUCAUCAAUUAUAGUUUCCUUAUCAUAUGUUUUAUUUGAUUUUUUGAACUUUAUUAAAAUAAAUGAGUUAUAUGAUCCCUUACACCACUUGCUUUAUGAAAUGAAUUCCAUUGUAGACAUUUUUAAAUUUUAUAAAGAAGAUAUAUUAGAUAACAAAUAUCAAUAUUCCUACAAUCUAUAUAAGGGUUUAUCAUAUUUGUUUAGAAACAGAUCACUGAAUUAUUAA
Messenger RNA from Plasmodium reichenowi, 1062 nucleotides. RefSeq names its product putative membrane protein. The transcript is spliced from 2 exons. The record is from RefSeq and is a predicted model, not a curated record. The annotation marks the transcript as partial. Lineage: Eukaryota; Apicomplexa; Aconoidasida; Haemosporida; Plasmodiidae.